Molecule: messenger RNA, 5699 nt
Organism: Galeopterus variegatus (Sunda flying lemur)
Lineage: Eukaryota; Metazoa; Chordata; Mammalia; Dermoptera; Cynocephalidae
Gene: PARD3
Product: par-3 family cell polarity regulator
Exons: 25
Coding region: 5-4075 (1356 amino acids)
Biological process (GO): establishment or maintenance of epithelial cell apical/basal polarity; establishment of cell polarity; microtubule cytoskeleton organization
Cellular component (GO): cell cortex; adherens junction; apical junction complex
Molecular function (GO): protein binding; phosphatidylinositol binding
Source: RefSeq, a predicted model, not a curated record
CGGCAUGAAAGUGACCGUGUGCUUCGGGAGGACCCGGGUGGUCGUGCCGUGCGGGGACGGCCACAUGAAAGUUUUCAGCCUCAUCCAGCAAGCGGUGACCCGCUACCGGAAAGCCAUCGCCAAGGACCCAAACUACUGGAUACAGGUGCAUCGCUUGGAACAUGGAGAUGGAGGAAUACUAGACCUUGAUGACAUCCUCUGUGAUGUAGCAGAUGACAAAGACAGACUGGUAGCAGUGUUUGAUGAGCAAGAUCCGCAUCAUGGAGGUGAUGGCACCAGUGCCAGCUCCACAGGUACCCAGAGUCCAGAGAUAUUUGGUAGUGAGCUUGGCACCAGCAAUGUCUCAGCCUUUCAGCCUUAUCAAGCAACAAGUGAAAUUGAGGUCACACCUUCAGUCCUUCGUGCAAAUAUGCCUCUUCAUGUUCGACGAAGCAGUGACCCAGCUUUAAUUGGCCUCUCAACAUCUGUCAGUGAUAAUAAUUUUUCCUCUGAAGAGCCUUCGAGAAAAAACCCCACACGCUGGUCAACAACCGCUGGCUUCCUCAAGCAGAACACUGCUGGUAGUCCUAAAACCUGUGACAGGAAGAAAGAUGAAAACUACAGAAGCCUCCCUCGGGAUACAAGCAACUGGACUAACCAAUUUCAGAGAGACAAUGCUCGCUCAUCUCUAAGUGCCAGUCACCCAAUGGUGGACAAGUGGUUGGAGAAGCAAGAACAGGACGAAGAUGGGACAGAAGAAGACAACAGCCGUGUUGAGCCAGUUGGACAUGCAGACACUGGUUUGGAGAAUACACCCAGUUUUUGUCUGGAUGAUAUGGUAAAGCACGUACAAGUCCCCAACGAUGGAGGGCCUCUGGGAAUCCAUGUAGUGCCUUUCAGUGCGCGAGGCGGCAGAACCCUGGGGUUAUUAGUAAAACGAUUGGAGAAAGGUGGUAAAGCUGAACAGGAAAACCUUUUUCAUGAGAAUGAUUGCAUUGUCAGGAUUAAUGGUGGUGACCUUCGAAACAGAAGAUUUGAGCAAGCACAACAUAUGUUUCGCCAAGCCAUGCGUACACCCAUCAUUUGGUUCCAUGUGGUUCCUGCAGCAAAUAAAGAGCAGUAUGAACAGCUAUCUCAAAGUGAGAAGAACAAUUAUUAUUCUAGCCGCUUCAGCCCUGACAGCCAGUAUAUGGAUAACAGGAGUGUGAACAGCGCAGGGCUUCACACACUGCAGAGAGCACCCAGACCGAACCAGCUGCCUGAGCAGACAGACUCAAACCCACGACUACCUCACAGUGCACACCCCUCUGGAAAACCGCCCUCAGCUCCGGCUCCAGCUCCCACACCACAGAAUGUAUUUACUACAAAUGUAAGCAGUGGUUAUAACACCAAAAAGAUAGGCAAGAGGCUUAAUAUCCAGCUUAAGAAAGGUACAGAAGGUCUGGGAUUCAGUAUCACUUCCCGAGAUGUAACAAUAGGUGGCUCAGCUCCAAUUUAUGUGAAAAACAUCCUCCCGCGAGGGGCUGCCAUUCAAGACGGCAGACUUAAGGCAGGAGACAGACUGAUAGAGGUAAAUGGAGUAGAUUUAGCAGGCAAAUCUCAAGAGGAAGUUGUUUCCCUGUUGAGAAGCACCAAGAUGGAAGGGACAGUGAGCCUUCUGGUCUUUCGCCAGGAAGACGCCUUCCACCCAAGGGAACUGAAUGCAGAGCCAAGCCAGAUGCAGAUUCCAAAAGAAACGAAAGCAGAAGAUGAGGAUACUGUUCUCACACCUGAUGGCACCAGGGAGUUUCUGACAUUUGAAGUUCCACUUAAUGAUUCAGGAUCUGCUGGUCUUGGUGUCAGUGUCAAAGGUAACCGGUCAAAAGAGAACCAUGCAGAUUUGGGAAUCUUUGUCAAGUCCAUUAUUAAUGGAGGAGCAGCAUCUAAAGAUGGAAGGCUUCGGGUGAAUGAUCAACUAAUAGCAGUAAAUGGAGAAUCCCUGUUGGGCAGGACAAAUCAAGAUGCCAUGGAAACCCUAAGAAGGUCUAUGUCUACUGAAGGCAACAAGCGAGGAAUGAUCCAGCUUAUUGUCGCGAGGAGAAUAAACAAGUGCAAUGAGCUAAAGUCACCUGGGAGCCCCCCUGGACCUGAGCUGCCCAUUGAAACAGUGUUGGAUGAUAGAGAGCGAAGAAUUUCCCAUUCCCUCUACAGUGGGAUUGAGGGGCUUGACGAAUCGCCCACGAGAAAUGCUGCACUCAGUAGGAUAAUGGGUAAAUUCCAGCUGUCCCCCACCGUGAAUAUGCCCCAAGAUGACACUGUCAUUAUAGAAGAUGACAGGUUGCCAGUUCUUCCUCCACAUCUCUCUGACCAGUCAUCCUCCAGCUCCCAUGAUGAUGUGGGAUUUGUGACCACAGGUGCUGGUGCGUGGGCUAAGGCUGCAAUCAGUGAUUCAGCCGACUGCUCUUUGAGUCCAGAUGUUGAUCCAGUUCUUGCUUUUCAACGAGAAGGAUUUGGACGCCAGAGUAUGUCAGAAAAACGCACAAAGCAAUUUUCAGAUGCCAGUCAAUUGGAUUUCGUUAAAACGCGAAAAUCAAAAAGCAUGGAUUUAGGUAUAGCUGACGAGACUAAACUCAAUACAGUGGAUGACCAGAAAGCAGGUUCCCCCAGCAGAGAUGUGGGACCUUCCCUGGGUCUGAAGAAGUCUAGCUCGUUAGAGAGUCUGCAGACAGCAGUAGCUGAAGUGACUUUAAAUGGGGACAUUCCUUUCCAUCGCCCACGGCCGCGGAUAAUCAGAGGCAGGGGAUGUAACGAGAGCUUCAGAGCUGCCAUCGACAAGUCUUAUGAUAAACCUGUGGUGGACGACGAUGAUGAAGGCAUGGAGACCUUGGAAGAAGACACAGAAGAAAGUUCAAGAUCAGGGAGAGAGUCUGUAUCCACAGCCAGUGAUCAGCCUUCGCACUCCCUGGAGAGACAAGUGAAUGGCAACCAAGAGAAAGGUGACAAGACUGACAGGAAAAAAGAUAAAACUGGAAAAGAGAAGAAGAAAGACAGAGAUAAGGAAAAGGACAAAAUGAAAGCCAAGAAGGGAAUGCUAAAGGGCUUGGGAGACAUGUUCAGGUUUGGCAAACAUCGAAAAGAUGACAAGAUUGAGAAAACGGGUAAAAUAAAAAUACAGGAAUCCUUUACAUCAGAAGAGGAGAGAAUACGAAUGAAGCAGGAGCAGGAGAGGAUUCAAGCAAAAACACGAGAAUUUAGGGAACGACAAGCUCGAGAACGUGACUAUGCCGAAAUCCAAGAUUUUCAUCGGACAUUUGGCUGCGAUGAUGACUUGAUGUAUGGGGGAGUUUCUUCCUUUGAAGGGACCAUGGCUCUCAACACCAGACCACAGAGCCCAAGAGAAGGGCAUUUGAUGGAUACUUUGUAUGCCCAAGUAAAGAAGCCACGGAAUUCCAAAGCUUCACCUGUGGACAGCAACAGAUCAACUCCCAGCAACCAUGAUCGGAUACAGCGUCUGCGGCAAGAAUUUCAACAAGCAAAGCAGGAUGAAGAUAUUGAAGAUCGGCGACGUACCUAUAGCUUUGAACAACCCUGGCCGAACUCCAGACCUGCGGCAGCGCAGAGUGGCAGACACUCAGUGUCGGUGGAGGUGCAGCUGCAGCGACAGCGGCAGGAGGAGCGUGACAGCUUCCAGCAGGCACAGCGCCAGUACAGCUCCCUGCCCCGGCAAAGCAGGAAAAACGCCAGCUCUGUCUCCCAGGAUUCAUGGGAGCAGAACUACUCCCCUGGGGAAGGCUUCCAGAGUGCCAAGGAGAACCCCAGGUACUCCAGCUACCAGGGCUCCAGGAACGGCUACCUGGGAGGGCACGGCUUCAAUGCCAGGGUCAUGCUGGAGACCCAGGAGCUCCUUCGCCAGGAGCAGAGGCGGAAAGAGCAGCAGAUGAAAAAGCAGCCUCCCCCCGAGGGGCCCAACAACUAUGACUCGUAUAAGAAAGUCCAGGACCCCAACUACACCCCUGCCAAGGGGCCCUUCCGCCAAGACGUGCCCCCCUCCCCUUCUCAGGUCGCUAGGCUGAGCAGACUUCAGACUCCUGAGAAAGGGAGACCCUUUUAUUCCUGAGCACGAGAAGAGCCAAUGCGUCACGUCAUGCAAUAAAGGACAUUUUCCUAUGAAGACUUGUAUUGGGGGAGUUUUUUUAAAACCUCGAUGGUACUGUGGAAUAUUUCUGUUGUCGGUAUCAGUGCCUUUAAGCAGUGUGGGCAAAGAAAUGGAAGGCCUUAACGUCUUUGCCACUGUGUCUCCAGUGUCUGCUUGACGGAAGGAUUCCCCAGCAUCUGACAAUCAUCUGUUGGAGGCUGUCAUACGCUCUGCGUCUCUCUGGAGUGCCAGGAAUCUAGGCCCAACUCAUGAGAUGUCCAUGGCGCUGUUAUUACAACUUGUGGUGACAAAUGAACUUGAAGGUGAGGGUGAUGUGGAUCCCUCCCUUGCCCUCUAAGGCCUCUUAGCUAUGAGGCAACAUCUCAAUCUCUGGUGGGUGAAAGGGGUGACAUAUGCCAGACAUUGAAGUUUUACGGUACUUCAUAGCACAGUCAUUUGCAGUACUUCGUGAUCAGUACGGUGUCCCCCCAUUGCUUCCUCAGCUCCUUGUAACAGGAAAGUUCUGUCAUUCUAUGGAAGAAGCUAAGCCAUACUCCAGCACCAUUUGGUUAUCAUGGGGAUCCUUUUGUAACUGCCUUAUAACUCAUCAUUACCAAUAAAGCGAUCAUUUUAGUCUGUGUUUAUAAAUGCACUGGUUCGGUCCUGUCCCUGAUGCCUGCGUUGAGUCACCACCACAGCUCUGCGUAGGGGACACGGGAGAUGGGAGUGGCCCCUGGUGGGGAAGGGCUGGGCCAGCCCCGUGGCCCUGUGUGCUCCAGGAGGUGCGAGGUGGGGGCUAGGAAGAGACCUCUCCCAGGACCAGCUCAUGGCCCAGUACCUCCCAGGAAUUAUUUUAAUUAGCUUUCAUUUUGACAGGCUGGCAGGAAGGGCAUAGAGUAAGACAAAGAUAAACCAGUCGUUUUUGGGAUCCUAAGCACCAAUCUGCUCUGCGCAGUUUUUAAUGUCGGUUGGAAUUGAGGUUUGUCUAGUGCAUACUGUAUCUCUGCCUGGCGAUGCCAUGUUUCUAAAUAAUUCUGCCAUGAAACAUAAAAUAAGAGAAGAGCUGUCACAUAUCACGCAGAGAACAUUUUGGGGUCCCAAAGCAGUGGUAACAAAAGAUUGCUCUCAUGUCCGUAUUUUAAUGUCCACGUGGGUCACGAGGACCUCGGUUGCUCCGUUUCUGUCUGUUGGUCUGAACUCCUGUAUUGUAAACCAUGGCUGGGUUGCUAAAGUGCCUGCGAAUCCUGAUGUGAAGAAGCUUGAAAUGAAAGCUCGGCAUACUAUGUAUUAACAAAAAAGAAAAGGAAAAAAAAGACAUGUAUUGAUACGCCUAUUUUCUUUUUUUUUUUACUGGCACAUUGUAUUUUUGUGUCGACUUGUUUUUAGAAAAUAUGUGAAGUGACCACACAUGUACCUGUGUCUCUUUUGCAUUUCUGUGUAAUGGUUCUAUUUGUUAAUAAUGUGCAGUGAUGUUUAAAUGGUGUUACCAGUGUAAGUGCGGUGACCUGGGAUGACAGUGGCUCUUUCUCACAGCCUUCCCUGUGCCGUGAGAAACAGCUUUCCCUGUACAUAUGAGACUUCUAAUAAAAGGCAUAUUUCUUCCUGA